CUAGGCAUGCAGACUGCUUCAGCAAACAUUUGUGAAAGAAUGGGUUGCACUCAGGAGCUCAGUGAAUUCAAGCAUGGUUCUGUGAUAGGUUGCCACCUGUGCAAUAAGUCCAUCCAUGAAAUUUCCUUGCUACUGAAUAUUACAUGGUCAAAUGUUAGGGGUAUUAUAACAAAGUAGAAGCAACUGGGAGCAACAGUAACUCAGCCACGAAGUAAGUGGGGUCAGACUCUAGAACACAUGGAGACAUGUUCUUUGGAGUGACAAAUCACGGUUCUCUGUCUAACAAUCCAAUGGACAUCUCUGAGUUUGGUGGUUGCCAGGAGAACGGUACUUGCCUGACUGCAUUGUGCCAAGUGUAA
Staurois parvus is the source of this 359-nucleotide messenger RNA. The record is from the annotation of a GenBank genome assembly. NCBI's taxonomy places the organism in Eukaryota, Metazoa, Chordata, Amphibia, Anura, Ranidae.